GCGAAAGCAUAACCCCUCUCUCUCUCUCUCUACCUCUUCCUCGAAUUUGUCUCCGGCGUCGCGAGAUUUUUCACCGGUGCUCCGAUCCCGUGUUUCCGGAAUUUCAAUGGCGAGUCCAAGAGUCGUAUCUGAAGAUAGAAAGUCUGUUGACAUCGAAAUCGUCUCCGUCGGAGCUCUCUAUACCGGCUCAUGGGAUAAGAAGUACUGGAGUUCAUCUAGGGGAAAAGAUCGUUUCCCUUAUCCUGUAGGCUACAAAGCUGUUCGAGCUCACAGUGGGAACACAUAUUACAUGGAGAUUGAAGAAGGUGCCAAAGGACCUUUAUUUCUGAUUAGAUAUUUGGAUGAAUCAUGGACGGGACAGACCCCGGAUAUUGCAUGGGGAAAGCUCCAGAAGACGGACUUCUCUCACUUAAAAAUAUGGCAUGGAAAACGGUUUACAUGUAAGAUGGGCGGCAUGGAGUUUUUUGGCUUCAAAAACCCGUUGGUUCAGAGGUUGCUCCGGGAACUUGUGACCAAUUCCCAUGGAAUGGUAGAAUCUAGCCCCAGCAGUAGGGCCUCUCAUAUCCGGGUCAACGAUGAAAGGCCAGUCAUGUGUGCUAAUCCAAAUUUAUUAUGUUAUCUGGACAUGCCAGUGGCUAGAAAGAAGAGAAGCAGAAAACCUGGAAUAACAUACCAGAAUUCAGUAGCUAAAAGUGUCCAUAAAAAGCCAAGAUUUCAAGACUCAUUAACUGGUGGCGAGAUUUUAAAUUCAGCACCAGUGUCAAUCUGUUCAGGAAAAGGAGAAGUGGAGACAGUUGGUCAGCAAGUUGCACUACCAGAGCAGUUUCAUUCUAAUCAUGCUACAAACGAAUAUUCAUCUCUGCCAUCAGAAAAGCCACCACAAAUGAAAAUUUUCAUCCCUAUUCAAGAAACAAACCGGCUUCCUGACAGCUGUAAAUCAAAGCCAUUAUCCAAAUUUUCUGAAGAGUUUCAUGGGUUGCAAGAAAAGGAAAACAAACCCAACGAUGAUAAUUUUCUGCAUGAGAGCCCAAACAUGACUGCUUCCAGUUUUUGUGCACCUGAUACCUUGGAUUUCCUGCAAGAUAACACCGCAAGUUCUGCUCCAAAAAUAAAUGAUGAUACAAGUUGCAUGAAAAAGGAAGAAUUGACACAUGCUAACAUGGUAGUUGGUGAAGGGAUUUUAGCUGAACCAAAUGCAGAGGAUUUAGCUGACUCUACUUUGAAUCUGACUUCUAAAAAAAGUGAUUCUGAUUUAGUUGAUCAGGAAACUGCCAAAACAAUGAUGUCAUUACUACUUCCUCAAGCAAUUCCACUGCUCAAGAAGACCUCAAGCAAGAAGCCCCCAAGAAAUGAUAUGUCAGACAACUGCAAAACGAGCCAACUUAAUGAUGCGUCAGGAACUGCUGUGUCACUGGCGAUAAGAGAAUCUAGUGGAGAUGAUGAGAAUAUGCAAGUUGUUGCUCCAGAUUCCGAUCAGGAUUUUGCAAGCAAUGUAUCCAUUGCUCCUGACAGUUUUGAUGAGUCUCACUUGGUUGGUCCUGGGAGUGGACAUAUCAUCUCUUCUUCCCAGGAAGUCUAUCCAGCAGUCCUUCCUAAAAUGCCCAUAGACGAGGACCAUGUUCCAAUAGUAAAUGAUCUAUCGGUUUCUGCUUUGGAAGAGAAUAAUCAAGAAGAAUAUAUGAAGAGGUUCAUGUCAAUACCACACUGUACCAGCUCAGUUAACAUGAUUUUAUCCCAAGAAUCUAAGGAACGCUGUGCAGCAGAAGGAAACUUGUUGCAAAAAGAACACCACUCCGAAAACAAGGAACCAAAGAGCACAUUUUGUUCUACUGAAGGUAAUGGUUUUCCGGUCGACACAACCCCUACUGAAGCUUGUUCAGUUAAAAAGGAAAAUCAUAAGGUGUAUAUCAGAAAAAGAGUCUCGACCAAUCAACAUCGAAUAAACAGAAAUUUAUCCUCUGAAAGUAAAAACAGUUGCAGAAAUACUGGAGAAGAUGAUUCCAUAAGGAAUAUGUCUCCGAUUAAUUCCUCACGUAUCUUGGAGCUUCAGCCGACCUUGUCUACCAACUCAGUAUCAGAUAGAACGAAUCCUCUGGGUAAUGAAAGCGGUCAUGUAACAGAACAAUACCAGGGUCCUGAGUUAGUGAAGGUGAAUAACAACACAUUCACCAAUGUAAAAAGCAAUGAGGCGUGUGUGGUACCACAAGAUACAAGGUCAGCUCAUGCUUUUGGAAGUGCAAGUAUAUCAUCAUCCUCAUUUCCAGCUUCAAAAUUUGAGGAUUGUCAAGCCAAUAUUGGUGAGGAAUUGGGCAUCCAAGUCUCUGAACCACCUUCUACAGAGUCUCAGUAUAAGGAAAAUACUAGCGAGAAAUGCACGUCUGUGCAGGAAUUUCCAGCUAGUUCAAAUUUAAAGCUCAACAGAGAUGUAAAGAUCAACAAUGAGAUGGAAAAAACUGUUGAGCUGCUUGGCUGCUACUUUCAUCCCAUGCCUGUUUCAUCAGUAUUACUCAGGACUGUUGGAAAUGAAAUCUAUAUUUUGGUGUUGAGCUUUGCUACAGAAGAUAGAGUUAGGACCCUGUUUAUGUACAAGAUGUCAGCUGAGGCACCAAGCAAAGGAUUCCCGUCUAUCAUUGGUCACACUCCUGCCAUACUCCCCAUUGUGGAUGACAAAUCUAGUGGAAAUGGAACACUCGAGAUAUCUAAUUUGCACUUCACUCCAGACGGGCUGCAUCUUAUUUUAACUGGCAACAUCAAAACACCUUAUUGCAGGAAGAGGGAAACUGAUUGCUCGUGUUUGAUUUGUACAUCAGCCUGUUUUGAGGAGAAUGCAGUGAGGAUUGUCCAGGUGAAAACUGGUCAUGUUUCUCUUGUGACAAAACUUCAAGCAGAUGACAGUGUGCAGUGUGUGGUGGUGUGCGAUCCUAACAAUCUCAUUGCAGCUGUUAAGAGUGGAAACCUUAUUGUCUGGGCCAUGAACUCGCAUUGGAGUGGUCCUACCGAAGAAUAUGUUAUACUCGCAAAUCCUUGCAUAUCAUCAUGCAUCAUGGAACUGAAGAAGAUACCAAAAUGUCCUCAUCUCGUUAUUGGGCAUAAUGGUAUAGGAGAAUUUACAAUAUGGGAUAUCUCGAAGCGAAGCCUAGUAUCAAGAUUUGUAUCUCCCAGCAAUUUGAUCUUUGAGUUCAUUCCGACGAGCUUGUUUGCAUGGCACCCUGUACAUAGUCAUUCUACAAUCGAGGAUAACGUUGACAUGAUUUUAGCUGCAACAAAAUUAUGGUUCUCAAAAGGGGUCAACAACAAAACAUUGGUUCCAGCUGAAGUCAAAGACACUGCUAUUUGGCUUUUAGUCUCUACUGAUCUUGACUCAGAUGCUAAAUGUGACCGUGUAGAAAGUCCAGUUAGAUGUUGGAGACUUGCUCUCCUUGUGAAAGACCAACUCAUAUUGGGAAGUCAGUUGGAUCCGAGGGCUGAUGUUGCCGGUACAAUAUCUGGCCAUGGAGUAGCAGGCACACUUGAUGGACUUGUGUAUAUGUGGGACUUAUCCACUGGCACUAAACUCGGCUCUCUCCAUGAUUUCAAAGGUCAAAGAGUUUCAUGCAUCAGUACUGAUGAUUCCAGAAAUAUAUGCAUAGCAAGUGAAGAUGGUCAGCUCCUAGUUUAUUGCCAUCCGGAAAAGUAAACUCAAAAUCAAUCAAGGAGGGUAACAACAAAAAGAUGUUUUGCCAAAAUGACUUCAAUUGGCUUGGUUACAUUUUUAAGUCAACUAAGUUUUUAUGCUUGUAAACUUUUACCAUAUGGCUUACAAGUUGAGAAUUUUCUAAUCUAGUUAAAAAAAAUUGUACGAAGAUGUAAAUGAUAAAUGAUGAUAAAUAAAUCUUUUAUGUAUAUUCGUUGCUACAACUUACA
Arabidopsis thaliana (thale cress) is the source of this 3903-nucleotide messenger RNA. Its product is annotated as DNA binding protein. Bases 107 to 3676 code for a protein of 1189 amino acids. The record is from RefSeq and is marked reviewed. Gene Ontology annotation, cellular component: nucleus. Lineage: Eukaryota; Viridiplantae; Streptophyta; Magnoliopsida; Brassicales; Brassicaceae. The transcript is spliced from 14 exons.